This is a messenger RNA of Rotaria sp. Silwood1, 246 nucleotides long. NCBI's taxonomy places the organism in Eukaryota, Metazoa, Rotifera, Eurotatoria, Philodinida, Philodinidae. The record is from the annotation of a GenBank genome assembly.
AUGACAUUUAACAAUUUUUCAGAAGAUCUCAGAGCAAGAAUGAAGAAUUUAUAUCAGAAAAGUCGUCAAAAUCCUAUAUCGGAAGAUACCACAUUUGCUGAUCAUGAGAAUGGUACAGUAUCAGCGACACUGGUACAAAUUUUAUCUCAAAAGAACGAUCGUAGUGAAUUGGAAAUGCUUGUUGGCUCGGUUUCUCUUACUCGACGUCCAUCACAAGGUUCUAAUUUAUGUCGUUCACAUUGGUAA